Molecule: messenger RNA, 907 nt
Organism: Kickxella alabastrina
Lineage: Eukaryota; Fungi; Kickxellomycota; Kickxellomycetes; Kickxellales; Kickxellaceae
Exons: 1
Coding region: 152-802 (216 amino acids)
Source: RefSeq, a predicted model, not a curated record
CGCAUGUGACGCCGCGCUGGCCUAUGAAUCAAACAUACUGUGGCCUGUGGAUGUGUCCUUCAAGUCCCUUUCAAAAAUAAUUUUGCUUGGAAUUAUAAUUAUAAUUUCACAUUUUGUACCAUUUUUCAUUUUUCAUUUUUACUCUUAAAACAUGAACAGCUUCUUUGGCAGCAGCCCAAUUGGCCCGCCAAAGUCGUCGUCGCCAGCUUCAACCAAAGGAGCAUCCAGCACAACCAUAAACGGGGCCUCCGGCACAACAACAAACAGCAGCAACAAUAGCGGAGGUGGCUGGGGCAGCAUGUUUAAAAGUGCAUUGAAUCAGGUCGAAACUCAUCUAGACCGUUACCUCGAAUUACCCAAUGAGGGCGGACCACUGAAUGUACGAGGCGCGGUAGCUGGUCGUCAGCCAGCUCGCUCAACCACCCCGCGUCCGCGUCAGCCUACCACUGAUACCACUACAGCGAGCGCAAACCCGCUAGACAUAAUCAGCAGUUCGGCCAAGCAGACAGGCAACGGUUCGCGCUCACACUCGCAGUCGCGUGUCAACAUACCUCGCGACAUUAGCGGCACCAGCGGGAAUAGCAUCGCGACACCAGGGUUUGGGAGCUACACGAGCGUAUCUGACCUGGGUAGCAGGCAGAAGAACACAGUGGUCGUGGACAUCAAGGAUAACUCUGCCGACGCCGAAGGGCUGGACGCCAAUUUGCUCGAUAUCUUUGGUGUUAAGCUCAGUCAGGGGCAGAAUACCAAAGUACCGGUGCGAGUGCGGUGGGCUCGCCGCACCAGCAGCGAGCAGGCUUAGCAGGCAGCACUCCUUGGCCAGGGGCAGCAUGGAGCUACAGCAGCGAAUCGAGACGCAUAAUGAGUUUGAAUCAGCCACUACCCCCACCACCACCACAAGCAUGAC